Messenger RNA from Neurospora crassa OR74A, 910 nucleotides. RefSeq lists its product as hypothetical. Bases 170 to 652 code for a protein of 160 amino acids. Lineage: Eukaryota; Fungi; Ascomycota; Sordariomycetes; Sordariales; Sordariaceae. The transcript is spliced from 2 exons. The record is from RefSeq and is a predicted model, not a curated record.
CCUUUCUUCGUGCCAAUCUCAAAACUAGACCCGCCGUCCCGUCCGUUUGUCUUUGGUUUCCUUGACCUCUUUCCCUCCCCCGAAACACUUCAUUUCUCCCCGCCUCCUCUCAACCAUACACACGAGUCACCAAGCUCUCACCAAAGUCUCUCGGCAAAGUGUGCCAUCAAUGCCUCGUGACGAAAUGGAAGAGCCUGGCCCUUUGGGUUCCAAACAACCAGGCGGCAAUCACCUACCGUAUCGGACUCACAAGGACCCCGCUGUGAAGGACAAGGCAAAUGGCGACUCUCCGUUUCCAAAAGCCUCCAAUAAUGAGCGCUGUCGCUCCGUGUCACCGCCGAGAUCCAGGUCACCAAGGCCCGAGACAGAUGUCAAGCGUACCGAGCCAGAAACCCCCAAGAAAGACACCGGCAUUGCCAAAGAGGGCGACAAAAUCACGGACGAUGCAACCCCUUCGACGUCCGACCAGCCUCAGACUUCUUCCGGCUACAAACACCCUUGGUCCACUCCUCCCGGAUAUCGAUCUGUUUCCAUGGACGAUGUGAGUCCACGAAAAAGGGAAAGGCUACGACGGAUCUAUGAGGAGAAUAAUUGGGAAACAGUCAUGCGACAAAAACGGUCGGAAAGAUUUCCAGAUUGGUUGUAUGAGUAGAAAGGGAUGUUUGGGGGUGAUUCCAAUGGGUUGGAGGAUGAAGCUCUCAAGUCGUCGCUUGAAACUCGUAGGGAAGGAUCGAGAGACAUCGUGGACUAGGGAAGGAUAGGAGAAGUAGCUAGCUCCCAGCAUGGAUCGAACUCGUUGCUCGCCACACUAGUGUCUUGCCGUUCGAUCGACGGAUGGACUACGUGUGUAUGUAGCGGGUUUGAGCGAAGGCCAGGAUCUUUUCCAUUGAAUCAGUUCCCACAAAUUGGC